AUGCGCGGCAAGGGUAUCCACCCGUUGCUGGAUGCAAUCAUCAAUUACCUUCCCUCACCGCUGGACGUUCCACCAGUCGAGGGCACGGUUCCAGGGACGGAGACUACUGAAAUCCGGGAGCCGGUAGAUAGCGAGCCGCUUUCUGCUCUGGCAUUCAAAGUCGUGGUAGACCCAUAUGUCGGUCGGCUGGUGUUCCUGCGCAUUUAUUCGGGAAAGGCAGAGUCCGGCGCGGCUGUUCUCAAUGUCACCCGUGGCAACCGCGAACGCAUGGGUCGCCUGCUACGCAUGCACGCCAACCACCGCGAAGAGUUGCCGCUGAUUACAUCCGGUAAUAUCUGCGCCGCCGUCGGCUUGAAAGAUACUUUCACCGGCGACACCAUUUGCACCGAUCACCGGCCUGUGAUCCUGGAACCGCCACACUUCCCGGAACCCGUCGUUUCCGUGGCUAUCGAACCGGCCACCCGUGUCGACCAGGACAAGCUCGGCGAAGCCCUGCGCAAAUUGUCUGAAGAGGAUCCCACCUUUGUGGUCCGGUUCAACGAUGAAACCGGCCAGACCGUGAUCUCUGGUAUGGGCGAACUCCAUCUGGAGGUCCUGGUGGACCGAAUGCGCCGCGAAUUCGACGUUGAAGCUCGGGUGGGACGACCCCGCGUUGCCUACCGCGAAAACCCCUCACUAAACCGGUGCGCAUCGAAGGCCGAUUCGUCCGCCAGACGGGCGGACAUGGUCAGUACGGCCACGUUUGGUUGGUGA
This is a messenger RNA of Geodia barretti, 753 nucleotides long. Lineage: Eukaryota; Metazoa; Porifera; Demospongiae; Tetractinellida; Geodiidae. The record is from the annotation of a GenBank genome assembly.